This is a messenger RNA of Centropristis striata (black sea bass), 1238 nucleotides long. RefSeq names its product receptor expression-enhancing protein 5-like. The transcript is spliced from 6 exons. Bases 80 to 682 code for a protein of 200 amino acids. The record is from RefSeq and is a predicted model, not a curated record. Lineage: Eukaryota; Metazoa; Chordata; Actinopteri; Perciformes; Serranidae.
CUCCCCCCGAGACUUAGCGGAGUCAGCAGCAGCAGCGGCAGCAGCAGUUUAUCCAGCCAAGGCUCAGGAGAAGAACACCAUGAGUCACUUUAAGGAGCGCUUCGUGGCGGUGCUCCAUGAGAAGAACUUUGUGACGGAUCAGCUGGCGACGCUGGAACAAAAAACGGGCGUGAAGAGAGAAUAUCUCGCUCUGGGUUUCCUGGGUUUUGUCGGCCUUUACCUCCUGUUUGGAUACGGAGCCUCGCUGCUCUGCAACCUGAUUGGUUUCGCCUACCCAGCAUAUUUCUCCAUCAAAGCCAUCGAGAGCUCGGUGAAGGAGGACGACACCCAGUGGCUCACCUACUGGGUGGUCUACGGACUCUUCAGCAUCGUCGAGGCCUUCUCCGACAUCUUCCUCUUCUGGUUCCCCUUUUACUACGCCAGCAAGUGUGUGUUCCUGGUGUGGUGCAUGGCCCCGGUGUCGUGGAACGGCUCUGAGAUCCUGUACCAGCGUGUGAUCCGGCCCUUCUUCCUGAAGCACCAGGCUGAGAUCGACCACAUGGUCAGUGAUCUGAGCAGCAAGGCCAAGAACCUGACGGAGACGGUGGCUAAGGAGGCUGUUAACCGGGGCCCUGGACCACAACAAGGACCAGUGAGACUCACCAUGGGACGCCUUUCUCUCUUUGUGUGCAUGUUUGGGUAACUGACAGAGUGUGUGUGUGUUUGUUGUUGUUGUUGUUGUUGUUGUUGUGUCCUUUCCGUCCAUGACAGAAGAUGCUGAUCUGGUGAACUGAAGCUUCACGUUGGUGAUAAAUAAAUUAAAGCUUGUAUCUGCUUCCACAUCGAGACAAUCAGAGUUACUGUGACAUUUUUAUGUGAUUUCAUGUCUUUGUUGUCGUGUGAAAGAAAUUCAUUGAACUUUGUUGACGUGCCUGCAGGUUUCAGCAGCACUAGCGCUACAUUUUAACUGUAAUUGAGCCAUUUGUGAUGGAAAAUGAAGACAACAUGACGGUUAUUAAAGCAGGUUUUCUUCAAACGAGUCCACAAACAGCACUUUGUAACAUCGAGGAUCCAAACUGGAACUGUUUUCUGUCACUAAUGUCUGUCUUUGUUCUUUUAAAAGCCUCAGUGUGUUCUCUUCCUGUUUAAAGUCUGUUUCAAUCUGUAACUUUAUCUGGACGACUUCUGCCUGUUUAUGUCUUAAUUUAUCGUCUCAUAAUGAAGAAAUAAUAAAACUGGAACCUUAAUGAACUAAAGAA